AUGCGGCUGCUUUCAGCUUUAGACGAGCAAUUGGCUGCUCACUGCCGCCGCCUUGAAAUGUCAAAGAAGGUGGUGGAAAGGAAAGAUACUCCUCUCGACAAUAGCAACGCCACAGGUGGUAGUAGUGGUGGUGGUGUUAGCAUUAUGACUCCUGGAACUAGCGGAUCUUCAGUUUUGUCACCUUCGUGCCGUGUGGUUUUGUAUGGAGUGGAUCUUGGUGUCAAACCAUGUCACAUAAGUUCAAUGUUGGAGCAGUUGGUUGGUCUACAUCCAUUAGAUGUUGUGCGUCCUGCCGCGCAGCUAUGGGAGUCAGUAUGUGCAGUUAUAGCAGACCAAGAAGCGAAGGCCACCGCAUCAACCAUAACGGAAGACGGUGGCGGGGCGGUAGGAACACCUGCCGGGGAUUCUCAGGGAAUUGCAACAGCUGAGGGAAUUACGAGUUCCACGGUGGAACACAGGGGCAUCCCGGAUGGCUGUCGGCAUCUUGGAUUGUAUGAAGUGGGUGCAGCGGGUGGAAUAGUUAUAUUGGAUUUGCCGCAGGCCAGUGACGUUGCCACGGUGGUGGCCGCACUUAAUGGGGCCUGUUUGAACGGGCGAUUUAUAUCAGCGGCACCGGCGGUCGGCUGA
Trypanosoma brucei brucei TREU927 is the source of this 627-nucleotide messenger RNA. RefSeq lists its product as hypothetical. The record is from RefSeq and is a predicted model, not a curated record. The transcript has a single exon. Bases 1 to 627 code for a protein of 208 amino acids. Lineage: Eukaryota; Euglenozoa; Kinetoplastea; Trypanosomatida; Trypanosomatidae.